AGGGCCCCGCCCCUCUCCAGUGGUGGGAUGGAGGGACCCGGCGCGGUAGGGAUGCUGUCGGGAGGCCGGGCCCAACAGGCCCAGGCCGCCGCCCCCACACCCGAGCAGGUGCUGGCCGGCUUCAACAAACUGCGGCAGGAGCAGCGCGGCCUGGCGGGCAAAGGGGCCGAGCUGGAGCAGGAGGUGGCGGAGCACGGGCUGGUGAUUGAUACACUGGCGGAGGUUAAUCCAGACCGGAGGUGUUUCAGGAUGGUUGGAGGCGUGCUGGUGGAGAGGACUGUGCGAGAGGUGCUGCCAGCUCUCGAGAGUAACAAGCAGCAGCUGGUGAAGCUGAUUGAGAACCUGAAUGCCCAGAUGCAGAGUAAAGGCCGUGAGCUGAACGAAUACCGGGAGAAAUACAACAUCCGGCUGAUGAACGAAGAUGAGAAAGCCGCCCGCGAUGGAGAGUCCAGGGGACGCACAGGGGGCACCGGAGUGCUGGUCUCCUAGGCUGUGACCCCUCCAGCUGCUGGGGUACACCCCCUCUGUCCCCUGCACGUGGCUUUGUUUUUAAAUUUCAGCCCACCCCCCCAACGACGUGUGGCGGGAGUGGAGCCGAGGCCUGUGAAUGCCCUUGUGAAACUCGGUGGCACUUCGACCUUGGGAGGCAACAGCGUGUCACUGUUACUGCACAAGGCUUGAAAGGCUGUUGGUUGUCACUAGUUGAAUUUAUAAGUGUCACGUUGACUAUUGUACUUUUACAGGAAGUAUGACAUUUCAGCUUCUCUCCUCUUCUCUCCCCCCCCCCCCCCCCCCCCCCCCCAAUUUUCCAGGACCCCCUCUCCCAAAUUGUCACCCAGCACAUCCUCUCGGGUGCUCUAUUCUCAAGUUUCAAUCCGCCAUUCCUCUCCCACUCCCUCCCUUCCUCAGGCUGGCUGUGUCUUUGUUUUGGAAUUGCGCUUGGCUGUGGGGCCAUUCAGCCCACUGUGUCCCGUGCUGGCAGUGCAAGAGGACUGUCCUAUUUCAUCCCACUCUCCCCUCUCUUUACCCCACCUUUCUGUAACGUUUACCCGAACUUCAGUCGGGAUUGAACCAGCCUCUUUGAGGUUUAGCAUGGUUUUCUGGUUUUCUUCUGUCUUCUCUGUAACACUGCAUCAAUAAAACUAUUUGUUUGAA
Messenger RNA from Stegostoma tigrinum, 1155 nucleotides. It is a transcript of the gene pfdn2, whose product is annotated as prefoldin subunit 2. The record is from RefSeq and is a predicted model, not a curated record. Gene Ontology annotation, molecular function: protein folding chaperone. Bases 28 to 489 code for a protein of 153 amino acids. NCBI's taxonomy places the organism in Eukaryota, Metazoa, Chordata, Chondrichthyes, Orectolobiformes, Stegostomatidae. The transcript is spliced from 3 exons. Gene Ontology annotation, biological process: protein folding. Gene Ontology annotation, cellular component: prefoldin complex; cytoplasm.